UUGUGUCCGGUUUCACUCUGAGCAGGCAUCGCAGAUCGCAGAAGCAAAGCUGAGAGGCAGUGGGACUGGAGCAUACCCAGCAGUCUCAGCCUCAUGCUUUAUCCUGGGCUCUUCCCCUCCUUCUCUUCUUGUCCGCUGUCGACAAUAUCGUGACAAUAUUUAUUUUUUAUUUGUGUUAUUUAGCCACAAAAAAACCAACAAAAAAAGUGGAGGGGGGGAGAAGGGGGCCGAGUCAUGGAGCUUUAUUGCCUGGAGUCGGACAUACCCGUUAGAGCCCAGCCUGACCCGAUUAUUCUCUAUGAUGACAGAGUAUUGCAAAGUUUAUUAACAAUUGAGGACAGGUUUUUACCUCAAUGCUCUUAUUUCCAGCGGGUCCAGAAGGAUAUUCAGCCUUAUAUGAGACGAAUGGUUGCAGGUUGGAUGCACGAGGUGUGUGAAGAGGAGAAGAGUAAUGAAGACGUCUUCCCUUUAGCAAUCAAUUAUUUAGACAGAUUUUUAGCAGUGAUGCCCACAAGAAAGAGUUAUUUGCAGCUGUUGGGAGCUGUGUGCAUAUUCCUGGCCUCCAAGUUAAAAGACUGCAGGCAGCUAUCAGCAGAAAAACUUUGCAUGUACACAGACAACUCCAUCACACCACGGGAACUGCUGGACUGGGAGCUGGUUGUCCUUGGAAAGUUGAAGUGGAACAUGGCCUCAGUCAUCCCCAAUGAUUUUAUAGAGCACAUCAUACGCAGGCUGCCCCUUCCAAAAGACAAGCUGCCAAUGGUCCGCAAACACACGCAGACAUUCAUUGCCCUCUGUGCCACAGAUGAUCGCCUUGCCAUGAACCCUCCUUCUAUGAUCGCCACUGGCAGCCUGGGAGCUGCUGUCUGUGGCCUGCAGCUGGACCACAGUGACCAGAGGCUGAGUCGAGACAACCUGACAGACCUGCUGGCCAAGAUCACAAACACCGAGAUGGAUUGUCUUAGGGCGUGCCAGGAGCAAAUAGAGCGUGUGCUGACCACCAGCCUGCAGCAAGGCCAGCAGGACGGUCAAGAGACUGGCGUCAGAGCAGGCAACAAGGCGAGGAAGCUGCAAGACCAGUCCAGCACCCCCACAGAUGUACGUGAUGUCAACUUAUGAACUCCCAUCAACACCCAACUUGCACACAUACACCACUCAUGCCUGUUUACCAAUGAACUAACUGGAGCAAGGGAGGCAUGAGCUGCCAGUAUCUGUGUUGAGGCACCACGUGGGCGAUGGUGUGACAAUCCAUGAACUUUUAGAAAAAUACGAUUUUAUUUAGUUUUUCUCCUUUUUUUGCCCCAUUCAUACCCUUUUGGGUGUACUUUCCCUUUUUGUACGGGCCACAUGUAAUCAAACAAGCUAUUUAAAAAAAAAAAAUAUUCUUGAAAACUUGAUAGUGCCUUUUGGUUUCCCAGAAUGGAAACCUAAAUAUAUUUUCAUACUUCGAAAAAAAAACAUUAUUAUAUGAAAUAUACAUAUUUCUUAGUAAAAAUAGAUAUGAUAAUGUAUAUUUAGCUAGCAUUUAGUUAUGUUACUCUUUUAUCAUCUUUAGUGAGCAGUUAUCAAUUCACAUUUGUACUGGGUUUCCCUAACAUGUGCAGGCAAACCCCCUAGUAGUAUUUGGAAUGGAUAAAACAGUACAUGGCAUUUAAACCCACAUGAUUUCAGGAGUGCUACUGUAGCUAGCUGCUCUCUCGUACUAUAACCAUAAUACUGUGCACCUGAAGCACUGCUUACUAUUUAUGCUGAAAAGUGUUGGCCAGGAGUGGGCUGGGCCUGCUCACAGAGGAAGUUCAUGAGGGGCUUUGAGGUCUGGAGCAGUGGCUACCGUUAAAGGUUAACACGGAGGACAAGGUCAGUUAUUAAUGUAUUGAUUUCACUGCCAUAUCCACAGACCAGUAGAGGAUGUCAAUAGGACAAUAUUUACAUGUAGUAGAGUUCAGUGAGGCUACGUUUUGUUUUUAGUCUAGCUCCUACAUGUUAGUGUUUAGUAGAUGGUUUGCAGGUGAUUUUAUUCUCAGCUAGGUAGUACUGAUGCAUGAUACUUGAGGAAAAGGAGAUUUGGCAAGUUUCUUUUUUUUUUUUUUUACCAGGUUUGAGAAGAAAUGUAUGCAGGUUAAAAGGGUUUUUGUAAGGUUUUUUGGAAAAGAAAUGCAUGUGGAAAGUUGGGGAUGCUAGAAGUCUGGAUUGAUGAAUGAUAGGAAAUUGGCAAGAAGUUAUGUAAUGUUUCUGCAGUUUCACUAUACUUGAGUGACACACAGGAGGAAGAAUAAUCCUUAGUGAUGUCCGACAGGACGGGGACCAGAUUAGUUGUGCUGCAGUUUCUCCUGUUAUUAAUUUCACCAUUAGCUUUUUUGAGUGGUCGACAUGGAAUAUUAUUUAUGCACUUUUAAAAAUGCACUCCUUAAGGAGGAGUAAGAGGAUGGUGGUUAUGGAGAGUUCAGUUGGUUGUUAGGGUCUUUUUUCUGUUUUCUGUAAGUUAUUUGAUUUUUUUUUUUUUUUUUUUUUCUGGGCUGGAUUCCCAUGGGGUAAUACACAUUGUCUUGAAAGCUAAGCCCCGACAGGUAAGUAGACGUAGGAUAAUCGAUGUUAUAAUAGUAUAUAAACUAAGGAAAUCCAAGUCACUUGUAGACUCUUUUGGAUUCAGUGCGCCUUACUUGAAUUUUUGUUAAUUCAUAGCCAAAACCUUCCAAUAGUUCUUUCAAAGAGUUACACGCAUACUGUGUCCUAAAUAUUCUUGUUCAUGUUUUUGCUCUUUUUUUUAUUUUUAAUGUAAACUGCUCUCUGAACUGAAGUUUUGAGUGAGUUUUCUCCUUUAUAGACAUGGGUAGGUAGGGAUUUACAUGUUGUAAACGUUGUGACUAGAUAACCAAUUAGCAGAAAUGAUAUACAGAAAUGUUUCUAAAUUGUAUUCAUGCAUGUUUGGUUGUGCAAAAAGCCAAAUGUUUUACCAAAAAAGUGCUUUAAACAGAAAAAAAGUUAAUGCUUUUAAAGGCUUUGUGUAUAAUUUGAAAGAUAAUUCCAAAGUGAGAAAACUAGAUUAUACUCAUGAUUCUCUUGCUGCUAUUAAGCUUUUCUUUUCUAGUCUUACACAAAGAUGCCGUAUUGUAAUUCACUUGUGUGCUGCUAUAUUAUGAAAUGUUCUAUAACUUGUCUUCUUAGCUUUUCUAUGUGUACUGGAGGGAACGUAACAGUUUGGUGCGGGACUGGAAGUACUUGUUUUUGCCAAUCUUUUUGAUUAGCAUGUUUUAUUCUUUUUAUUGUUUCAUUUGUAUUUUUACUUUAUAUUCUACCAUAUUCUUGCUGCUUCUUUGUAAUGUUUGUGUACCUCAGGUUAAUUUGGACGGAUAGAGCGAGAGCCCAUCUAUACCUCAUCAAACUUCACAUCACGCACGUCGGUUUUACUCAGAAUUUGUUGGACGGGUUUCAUUUUUUUCUGUUUAGAUGAGAGGAAGGAUGAUGCUUCUUCUCUUUAAAUCGAAUAAGUGCUGCCAGAGCACUGAGCAGUUAAAAGUGCCUUUACUUUAAAAUGGGUUAUUUCAUAUAUGCAAGAAAGAAAAAAAAAUAAUAAUUUGCGUGUUAAUCAGUUCAUUUAAACAUUGUUCAUUGUUGAGGUACCCAUUUAGUGAAAGUUUAAACCAUGAGAAUGUUUUUGUUUAGUGUGGUUGUUUUUCCAGAUUUUUCAUUAUCCCCAUGUGCAACCACACAGUGUACCUCGACAAUUUCUCCUCAAUAAAUUGGCUAAAAAUCAA
Messenger RNA from Etheostoma cragini (Arkansas darter), 3755 nucleotides. RefSeq names its product G1/S-specific cyclin-D2-like. Gene Ontology annotation, biological process: mitotic cell cycle phase transition; regulation of cyclin-dependent protein serine/threonine kinase activity; positive regulation of G1/S transition of mitotic cell cycle. Bases 235 to 1119 code for a protein of 294 amino acids. Gene Ontology annotation, molecular function: cyclin-dependent protein serine/threonine kinase regulator activity. The record is from RefSeq and is a predicted model, not a curated record. Gene Ontology annotation, cellular component: cyclin-dependent protein kinase holoenzyme complex; nucleus; cytoplasm. The transcript has 5 exons. NCBI's taxonomy places the organism in Eukaryota, Metazoa, Chordata, Actinopteri, Perciformes, Percidae.